GGACUGCCUGGCCAUCGGGGCACAGAGACCUGGGGAGGGGGGUGGGGUCCCUGAGCCUGGAGUGACCACCCUUCCACUGGGAUCAGGAGAUGGAGAGCCGAGAGCCUGGCGUGGGCCAGCGGCCGCCAGAGGAUGAGAAAGAGGUGAUCCGCCGGGCCAUCCAGAAGGAGCUAAAAAUCAAGGAGGGUGUGGAGAACCUGCGGCGGGUGGCCACAGACCGCCGCCACCUGGGCCACGUGCAGCAGCUGCUCAGGUCCUCCAACCGCCGGCUAGAGCAGCUGCAUGGGGAGCUCCAGGAGCUGCAUGCCCGCAUCCUGCUGCCCGGCCCCCCGGCUGGUGAGGGAGGAGUCCGGGCAGACCCCUGCGGACAGGGGGCACCAGGCGAACCCAGCUCCUCGGCCCUGACCACUCACAGAGCCUCCUCAGAACCUGUGGCCCCGGGACCCUGGCCUCUGGCAGAGCAGCCGAGGGCCCGGCACCUGGAGGCUCUGCAGAGGCAGCUACAGGUGGAGUUGAAGGUAAAGCAGGGGGCUGAGAACAUGACCCACACGUAUGCCAGCGGCACGCCCAAGGGGAGGAAGCUCCUGGCAGCUGCCCAGCAGAUGCUGCGGGACAGCCAGCUGAAGGUGGCCCUGCUGCGAAUGAAGAUUAGCAGCCUGGAAGCCAGCGGUUCCCCUGAGCCAGGUCCUGAGCUGCUGGCGGAGGAGCUGAGGCACCGACUGUGCAUUGAGGCUGCUGUGGCCAAGGGUGCCAAGAACGUGGUGAAGCUGAUGGGCAGCCGGCGGACGCAAGACCGCAAGGCGCUGGCUGAGGCUCAGGCCCAGCUCCAGGAGUCCUCCCAGAAACUAGACCUCCUGCGGCUGGCCUUCGAGCAGCUGCUGGAGGGACUGCCUCCUGCCCACCCUCUGCGCGGCAGAGGGGCCCGGGAGCUGCGGACCGCCGUGUCUGGGAACCCCCAGCCUUCAGGGACGCUUGUAAAGCCCACCGCCGUGACAGGGACACUGCAGGUCUGCCUCCUGGGCUGUGAGCAGCUGCUGACAGUGGUGCCCGGCCGGUCCCCCGUGGCCGCGCUGGCUGGCAGUCCUUCCCAGGGCUGGCUUCGAGGCAGGGCCAGGCAGCAGCGUGGCGGAGGCCAGCUGGCCAGUGAGGUGCUGGCCGUGCUAAAGGUGGAUAAUCGUGUCGUGGGCCAGACAGGUUGGGGGCCGGUGGCCAAGCAGUCCUGGGACCAGACCUUUGUCAUCCCCCUGGAGCGGGCCCGAGAGCUGGAGAUUGGGGUGCGUUGGCGGGACUGGCGACAGCUCUGCGGUGUGGUCUUCCUGCGGCUGGAGGACUUCCUGGACAAUGCUUGUCACCAGCUCACCCUCAGCCUGGUGCCACAGGGGCUGCUCUUUGCCCAGGUAACCUUCUGUGACCCUGUCAUUGAGAGGAGACCCCGGCUGCAGAGGCAGAAACGCAUUUUCUCUAAACGCAGGGGUCAGGACUUCCUGAGGGCUUCCCAGAUGAACCUCAGCAUGGCAGCCUGGGGGCGUUUGGUCAUGAACCUGCUGCCCCCCUGCAGCUCCCCAAGCACGAUCAGCCCUCCCAAAGGGUGCCCCCAGGCCCCUACCGUGCCUCGGGGGGCUGCCAACCCUGCCUCGCCCAGUAAUUUUCCACCCAAGAAGACCCCCUUGGGAGAAGAGAUGAGACCGCCACCCAAGCCCCUACGCCUCUACCUGCCCCGGGAGCCAACCCAGGAGGAGACACCGCGCACCAAACGCCCCCACAUGGAGCCCAGGACUCGACUCGGGUCACCUGUACCAGUGUCAGCCACCAGGAAACCCCCUCGGCUUCAGGACUUCCGCUGCUUGGCCGUGCUGGGCCGGGGACACUUCGGGAAGGUUCUCCUGGUGCAGUUCAAGGGGACAGGGAAAUACUACGCCAUCAAAGCACUGAAGAAGCAGGAGGUGCUGAGCCGGGAGGAGGUCGAGAGCCUGUACUGCGAGAAGCGGAUCCUAGAGGCUGUGGGCCGCUCGGGGCACCCCUUCCUGCUGUCCCUCCUUGCCUGCUUCCAGACCUCCAGCCACGCCUGCUUUGUGACCGAGUUUGCGCCGGGUGGUGACCUCAUGAUGCAGAUCCAUGAGGACGUUUUCCCUGAGCCCCAGGCCUGCUUCUACCUGGCUUGUGUGGUCCUGGGACUGCAAUUCUUACACGAGAAGAAGAUCAUUUACAGGGACCUUAAGUUGGAUAAUCUUCUGCUGGAUGCCCAGGGUUUCCUGAAGAUCGCAGACUUUGGACUGUGUAAGGAAGGGAUUGGCUUUGGGGAUCGGACCAGCACCUUCUGCGGCACCCCAGAGUUCCUGGCUCCUGAGGUGCUGACGCAGGAGGCCUACACACGGGCUGUGGACUGGUGGGGGCUGGGUGUGCUGCUGUAUGAGAUGCUGGUGGGCGAGUGCCCAUUCCCUGGGGACACCGAGGAGGAGGUGUUUGACUGCAUCGUCAAUGCGGAUGCCCCACGUCCUCACUUUCUGUCCGUGCAAGGACUCGAGCUCAUUCAGAAGCUCCUCCAGAAGUGCCCGGAGAAGCGCCUGGGGGCAGGUGAGCAGGACGCCGAGGAGAUCAAGACACAGCCUUUCUUUAGGACCACCAACUGGCAGGCUCUGCUUGCCCGCACUGUCCAGCCCCCCUUUGCGCCCACCCUCUGCGGCCCCACGGACCUGCGCUACUUCGAGGGCGAGUUCACGGGGUUGCCGCCUGCCCUGACCCCGCCAGACCCUCGCAGCCCCUUCACUGCCCGCCAACAGGCCGCCUUCCGGGACUUCGACUUCGUGUCAGAGCGAUUCCUGGAGCCCUGAGGUCCUCUUCCUGUCCCUGUCCCAUCCCCAGACUGUUAGAGCUUCACUCACCCACCCGUCUGCCCGGCUGUGUGCCCUGCCCUGCCGGCCCAGGCCCUGCCUGGUAUUGGUCAGCCCCGGGGACUUGAGGUGGCGGCCAUGGGCCCCGGGGAGCUUGGCUCAGUCACUGGGCAGGUGCUCCCCUCUCCCUCCCACCACCCUUCCUCUGCCUCCCAGCCAGACCUGGGCCAGAAAGGGUGGCACAGCGAGGAGUGGUUUGUUUUUUAAUACUUGACUUGCUUAUUGGAUUAUUAAAUUU
Messenger RNA from Molossus molossus (Pallas's mastiff bat), 3129 nucleotides. It is a transcript of the gene PKN3, whose product is annotated as protein kinase N3. Bases 90 to 2831 code for a protein of 913 amino acids. Gene Ontology annotation, molecular function: ATP binding; protein serine/threonine kinase activity; small GTPase binding. Gene Ontology annotation, biological process: signal transduction; protein phosphorylation. The record is from RefSeq and is a predicted model, not a curated record. The transcript is spliced from 22 exons. NCBI's taxonomy places the organism in Eukaryota, Metazoa, Chordata, Mammalia, Chiroptera, Molossidae.